Messenger RNA from Australozyma saopauloensis, 531 nucleotides. RefSeq lists its product as uncharacterized. The transcript has a single exon. NCBI's taxonomy places the organism in Eukaryota, Fungi, Ascomycota, Pichiomycetes, Serinales, Metschnikowiaceae. The record is from RefSeq and is a predicted model, not a curated record. Bases 1 to 531 code for a protein of 176 amino acids.
AUGUCACUCGCAAGGGGCUCGUUUAUAAGAGUUUUCUUAUCAUCAACAGAAUCAGCGUCUAGGGAAGUGGGGGUGUCUAGCGCACUGAGAUCCGGCAAACCCUCAGGUUUAGACUCGGGCUUAGACUCAGGUUCUAGCUCAUGCAAUACCUCUGUACGCAUCCGCUUGAGGGGCGCCUCAAUAAGAUCAGUGGUCUCGAGCGUCCUUGGACGUUUCAAAACAUCAGGCUCCUCUGCAUCCAGAAGGUCAGUCCGGAAGCUUUCAAAUAUGGUGGUGUCGAUUUCGGCAGGGGGUUCAGGGUCCACACGCAGCACAGAAGGAAGCUGGGGGUUGCCAGAGUCAUCGGAGUCAUCGGAGUCGUCGUCGUCGACCCCUUCAAGACGUGCCAAUUCGGUCAAAUGGGAAAUGCGGCGCAAAUCCGACACCUUAUCUGCGGAGCUGGCGUUGGCAUCGUCGUCCAAAAAGUCCAUUUUGUCAGUUUCGGCCUCGCUAUCGUCAUCACCCAAGUCCGAGAGCUCGCUGCUCUCGUAG